AUGGAAACGUUGAAGUGGUUAUCAGAAUUAUUUUGGGAUGAGCGCUGGUGGCUUCCCCGUGGAGUAAAGUGGGCAGAUGUGACCAAUGGACCGGACAAGACUGUGUUGUACCCUGAUAUAUCGGACUUUUACUAUGUUAUACCUUUGACGAUUGGCUUACUCGUCUUAAGGUACACACUGAACAUACCGAAUAAUAUCGUCAAACGCAAGGACUUUUGGGGAAUGCUAGCACAUCAUGUUGUCACCAUCUUGUUAUUGUUUAUCAGCUGGAAUAUGAAUGCUUUCAGGAUUGGACUGAUUAUAGUAGUAUUAUUAGACCCCACGGAAGUUUGUCUCGAGCACCUCAAUCCGAUCGAUGGUAUUUUGGGGGCCUUUCAUCGCUGCAUACGUCGUAAACUCAUUGCUGUUUGUACUGUUCAUUCUAUGUGUCUACUGGACAAUACUUAUAGUAAAAGUUGUAUUCAAUACUAUGAGUUCUGGGAUUCUUUCAACAGUCUCAUGUGGGAGAGCUAUGCUUCGGCACGAAUGGGUCGGCUCGACCGGAGUGAUACCACGGCCUCACAGAAAACCGGCGUGAAACAACCACAGUGUUGUGUUUCGCCGUUGCCAAUAAUGUUGAGGUAUCUCCUCGAUAAGUUUUGGAAUGAAGACGUGUGGUUACCGCCAAAUACGACAUGGGCAGACCUCGCUCCAGGUCCCGAUAAGGCGGUGGUUUACACCGAUCAUACGCACGUUUUCUUUCCUAUACCGUUAGCAUUUGUGUUUAUACUCGUGCGCUACGUGAUAGAGAAGUUCGUCAUUGCUCCAUUUGGCACAUCAUUGGGUAUUAAAAACACGAAGCCACGACGAGCACCGGACAAUCCCAAGCUAGAGAAAAUCUACAAGACCUCACCUAAACUAAAACAGCCGGAGAUCUUAGCCAAGAAACUCGAUAUCUCGGAGCGUGAGUUGCAGCGUUGGUGGCGCCUCCGCCGAGGUCAAGACAAGCCUUCGACCCUAGUGAAGUUCUGUGAAAAUGCAUGGAAAGUGCUCUUCUAUACUUGUAACUUCACUUUCGGGUUAUAUACUCUAUGGGAUAAGGAAUGGCUGUGGGACAUCGACCAGUGCUACAUUGGAUACCCUCAUCAGGGGAUCACGAACGACAUCUGGUGGUACUACAUGAUCUCGGCGGCGUUCUACUGGUCGCUGACGUUCUCCCAGUUCUGGGACGUGCGCCGCAAGGACUUCUGGCAGAUGUUCGUGCACCACAUCGCCACCAUCCUGCUCCUCUCCUUCAGCUGGGUCUGCAACCUGCACAGGAUCGGCACGCUCGUACUCUUACUCCACGACUGUGCUGACAUAUUUGUUGAAUCGGUGAAGGCGUCUAAAUACGCGAAGUACCAGAAGCUGUGUGACGUGCUUUUCCUGAUGCUGAUCGUAGUGUGGAUCGGUACCCGUGUCGGUAUCUACCCCUUCUACCUCAUUUGGAGUACAUCGAUCCGCGCCCCCAUGCUGCUCCCGAUGUUCCCCGCUUACUACAUCUUCAACUCGCUGCUGUGUCUACUACUCGUACUGCACAUAGUGUGGACCUGGCUCAUACUGCAGAUCGCGUACGUCGCUAUUAAGGCUGGGCAGAUGGACGGCGACAUUCGAAGCUCAAGCUCCGACCUGAGCGACAGUCCACACACCUCAAACAAUAGCUCUCCCACCAGAUCGAAGAGUAGAAACACGAGACCUAUGUACGAUGAACUAUCGUAG
Spodoptera exigua (beet armyworm) is the source of this 1737-nucleotide messenger RNA. Lineage: Eukaryota; Metazoa; Arthropoda; Insecta; Lepidoptera; Noctuidae. The record is from the annotation of a GenBank genome assembly.